AUGUGUUUUGUCACAUCAGACGCUGCGCAUUUGCUGCAAUUUUAGUGCCUGCGACCUAUUUCAUUGGUUGGAAUCGUUUUAUUAUCAUAAGUCUUUUUGGUGAUAUUCACCAUUUCUGUCAGUAUGUGAACCGCUCCGGACAUCACGGCCUCUUCCGCAGGAAAUGCUGCGCGGGUAUGAGGCCUAUCGAACACAACCAGAGGUUCGUUCGGACGGUGAGACACGAUGGAAGCCUGGUACAUGGACCAGUCGGAGGAGGAUCAGCGGCUCCCCCACAAACUGGAGCCCAACGAGCCCGUGUCCCUGGAGGAGCUGCAGAAACUGGGCGUUUUCUACUGGAAGCUGAACGCGGACAUAUACGAGACAGACCCCGAGCUGCAGAAGAUCCGCGAGGAGCAUGGUUACUCCUACAUGGACAUCAUCACCAUCCCCCGAGACACUCUUCCAAAUUAUGAGGAGAAGCUGAAGAUGUUUUACGAAGAGCACCUUCACCUCGACGAUGAGAUCCGCUACAUCUUGGACGGAAGAGCGUACUUUGACAUCAGGGACGAAGAUGACAGGUGGAUCCGGAUCUCCAUGGACAAAGGGGAUCUGAUCACGCUGCCGGCCGGGAUUUAUCACAGGUUCACGCUGGACGAGACGAACUACACGAAAGCGAUGAGGCUGUUUGUCGGAGAGCCCGUGUGGAAGGCCUACAACCGGCCGGCCGACCACUUCGAGAUUCGCCAGAAGUACGUGCGCUCUCUGAAAUGUGCCUGAGGAGCCAAACGGCAGGUUGUGACACGGGGUACUGAGGUCACCAGGUGGCAGAGGGUGUACGGGUGCCACGUACCGGCAACGCCGUUAGCCUUUCGUAGUGCCUUUAAAAAGCAACAAAGAUGAAACUAAUUUCCGUUUUCGAUAAGCUGUUGAUUGGAAUAUACUUGGAUUUGUAAUGUAAGUUGAUCUUUAGUUAUUUACAGGAUUACUUACUUAAUGGUACAUUGUGAAAACCCUCAAAUUCCCUACCAGCAAUAUUUUUAAAAAUCGUAUCUAAGAGCUGCUUUUCAAACAUUUUACAGUGCUGCUCCGUAUUCCGUUUCCCUAAAAAUGACUGGAUCAUGUGGGUUCACUUCAUAAUAUAGUUUUUCUUACUCUCAUUUUUGUACCUUUGUCAUGUUCUUUUUAACAGUGACAUAGAAAAACUUGCAUGAAGCAGAUGAAAUUGCACCACUGAAAUCGGUCUAUUAUGGUAUCACAGUGAAAUAUAACCACAGUGCAAAUUUUUAA
Molecule: messenger RNA, 1269 nt
Organism: Scleropages formosus (Asian bonytongue)
Lineage: Eukaryota; Metazoa; Chordata; Actinopteri; Osteoglossiformes; Osteoglossidae
Gene: adi1
Product: acireductone dioxygenase 1
Exons: 4
Coding region: 226-759 (177 amino acids)
Molecular function (GO): acireductone dioxygenase [iron(II)-requiring] activity
Source: RefSeq, a predicted model, not a curated record